CCGGCUUCGAGAUCUCAGCGCGAGGAGAAAGGAUGAUUCCCACGCGCGUCAGCCACAACCCGAUCAUCGGCCCCGGCGUGGUGCCAUUCGGCGUGGAUCCCGCGUACGACGCCCAGUACAAGCUCAACCAGGCCCCCAGAUCCCACGUAGCGUCCCACGGCCAGGGCAAGCCCUUCACCGUGGAGCCCGGGCCCCACCAGCGCACGCAGUAUCCCUACGUGACCGGUACCACCGUCUUGGGAUGCAAGUACAAGGAUGGCGUCAUGAUUGCGUGCGAUACCCUCUGCUGUUAUGGUUCGACCAAGAGGUACAAGAGCGUCGAGCGCAUCAAGAAGGUGAACAGUUCGACGAUCAUCAGCUUCACCGGCGAGCUCUCGGACUUUCACUACAUAGUCAGCCUCCUCGAGGAGCUCGACACGACCGACUACUGCGAGGAUGACGGCAGUGAGCUCGCACCGUGGGAGAUCCACUCGUACCUGUGCCGCGUGAUGUACAACAGGCGCAACAAGUUCGACCCGCUGUGGAACAGCCUGGUCGUCGCGGGGGUGAAGCACGGUAGGACCUUUCUGGGCACCGUGGGGAUGAUCGGUCAGCACUAUGAGGAUUCGCACCUCGCCGCCGGGUUCGGCAACCACAUGGCGAGGCCGCUGUUCCGCGAGAAGCACACCGACGACAUGAGCGAGGAGGACGCCAGGAAGCUCAUGGAAGAUUGCCUUAGAGCGUGCCUUAUGCGCGACAAGACGAUGAUGAACAAAUUCCAGAUCGCCAAGGUUACUGCGGGCGGCCUGGAGAUCUCGGAGCCCUUCCAGGUGCCCAUGAACUGGGGGUAUGAAAAGUUCAAGGAUCCCACGAAGCAUGCCGUGGGUGCGUGGUGAAGGGGGUGAUUUAUCUCGUUGUAAUCAUACUACACUCGAUAAUCG
Micromonas commoda is the source of this 920-nucleotide messenger RNA. RefSeq lists its product with no specific name. The coding region runs from base 33 to 875 and encodes 280 amino acids. NCBI's taxonomy places the organism in Eukaryota, Viridiplantae, Chlorophyta, Mamiellophyceae, Mamiellales, Mamiellaceae. The record is from RefSeq and is a predicted model, not a curated record. Gene Ontology annotation, cellular component: proteasome core complex. The transcript is spliced from 3 exons.